AUGGCUUUUGACGAUGACGACAAUCCCAAUACCUUAGCACAACCAGCCAAAGGCACCAGUGGUGCUGCUGCAGAAGAUGUUGAUGAUGACGCACCGGACGUUAAGCUCUUCCUAUCCAUGUUCGACAAGAACGGUGUAUCAAGCAAAGCUAUUCGCAAGGGCGAGAAGGAUUUCGAGUCACAUGGCACCCGUGCACAGGAUGGUCUUCUCCAAGCGAGUCGCACUGUCUUGGAUAAUGUCCUAGGAUACACCAGGAUACACCGCGAAGAUUCCUGGGUUCGAGGAUGGUGUUUUCCCGACUGGUGGGCCAAGGUAGAGGAAGUUGGUGAGAAGGAGGGCUUAUGGCUACGUGACAGAGUUGUCAUGGUUGAGCAUGAGCGCGGAACAUGGCAGAAAGAUAUUGGAAGGGCGGUACCUGCACAUAAGGAGCGCUUGGGUACAGGGAAACUCUGGCUUUUGCCUGAGGAGGCUAUUUUCCUCAUCGAGAGAGGCACCAUGGAUCUCUGGUGGCCAAAUUUACAACUGGAGGACAUCCUACUCGCCGAUGAUGGAAAACCGAAGACGGAUAUGGGACUUGACGACUAUGAUGCCGGACUGCCAUUGAGUCUUGAGGCGGCAUACUCACUUUUUAUCGGGAACGAGGGUGAGAGGGGCAGAAUCACACUACCACAAUAUCAGGUUUACUCGCAUCUGAAGCGAGCAGGCUUCUACGUUCUACGCGCGCCACCCUAUGAGGCGCCAACACCCCAGUCCCAGACUCUAUGGCAAUGGCUGUUCUCAUUCUUCAGCUCCGAAUCACAACCAAAGCGAAACCCAUCUGGACCUCUUGUUCAGCCAGGUCUUUACCGCGCUUAUAGACCUAUCUACGACCAACUUGCCAUUCUUCCCCGCCACAAGCCACUGCCUACACCUCCCGUGGUUCAUCCUCCCCAAGAUCCAUGGCGGAUUUUCUUUCAUGUAUGGAAAUCAGGUGGCCCGCCAUUCUCGAAGAAGAACCCACCACCACCUGAUUUCCGCUUUGCGGUGGUUGACGCAAGCGACACAUGCGUUCCAGCGCUCGAACAAAUCGAAGCUCUUCUAGAAUCUACACCUUACGACCCACCCAAUGAGGCUUGGAAGGGCCCUGGAGGACGGAUGUAUCAGCGACUAAAGCACGGACACCGCAACGUGCUGGUAGCGAUUGUGGAUCGCGGCCUCGUCAACUUUAUGAGAUUUGGAGAGGGAGCAUUUGGAGAGGAGAGAUUAUUUGAGAGAUUUGAUAACCAGGGCGGCCAGAGAGGCGGACCAAAGACAGGUCGUGGUGGAGGCAGAGGACGCGGUCGUGGAAGAGGCCGCGGUCGAGGACGGGGGAGAUGA
This is a messenger RNA of Fusarium fujikuroi IMI 58289, 1356 nucleotides long. Its product is annotated as related to tRNA-splicing endonuclease. Gene Ontology annotation, cellular component: tRNA-intron endonuclease complex. The transcript has a single exon. Bases 1 to 1356 code for a protein of 451 amino acids. The record is from RefSeq and is a predicted model, not a curated record. NCBI's taxonomy places the organism in Eukaryota, Fungi, Ascomycota, Sordariomycetes, Hypocreales, Nectriaceae. Gene Ontology annotation, biological process: tRNA-type intron splice site recognition and cleavage.